AUGUUAGAUACUCUUUACGUUUCUCAGCGGGCAGCAAACGCCAUAGUAGCCGACGUUGCUCCUUAUAGAAUUUCCGCUGAAGCUUUAAUUUCAAUAAACACUUUUCUCGAUGAAUUCUUGUAUUUCGUUAUAGACUCGGCCAGGUCUUUGGACUUGGUUAAAAUAAAACAAUCAAUUUCUCAAGUGUUACCUACAACAUUGGGAAAAAAUGCUAUACAAGAAGCUGAGCUUGAACUUAAAACUUAUGUGGAAAGCGGAAACUCCGAUAGUACCCAAGAAAAAACUAUAGAAAUAACUCCUUUUCCUCUGCAAAAAGUAUUCGAACAGUUUCGUGCUAAAUGCCAAUUCUUCAGUACUCUAGGGGAACGUGGGAUUGAUGAACGUGAUUCUAAAAUGGCUCCUAAUUUAUAUGCUAAUGAAGGAAUUCAUAUCGCUCCUAGUUUAGCUAUUUAUUUAACCGCUGUUUUAGAAUAUGUUGGUGAACAUGUAUUAAUAUUGGUGGCUAAAGCUACCGAAAAACAUGGUACAGGUGUGGCUAAAAUGAAAGAAGUUUACACUGCUUUGGUAGAAGAUAAUCAAAUAAGAGCUGUAUUUCGACGAACCAGUCUUAAAGUUGAACUGGAGGAAAAAUUACAAAUUAAAACUCCGGCGUCUCCCAUAUCUCCUAAAUUUACUUAUUCUGAGUCUAUUAAAUCUCCUAAAUACCCCAAUUCUGAGUCUAUUAAAUCACCUCGUUUCGCAAACCAUAUAUACGACGAAGAGACUUUGCUUCGGUCACCAACUCUUAAUAAUGGAAGACCAUUGUCUGAUGGAGUUACACAACAGAGCAGCAAAAACUCUUCUCCAAGAUCUCCAGACGGUGAUAGUUUGGAAUAUAAUAUGAGGUCAACGAGAAGUAUGCAAAGCUUACAAUAUUCCAGUGAAAAAGAUGAAAUGAGAAGCCAUUCUAGAGCGGCGAGAAAUUUUGAAGAUUUAUUAAUCGAAAAUAAUAAAACGGUCAAAAUUUCUUUAACUUCAAAUAGACUUAAAACAAUUGAGACGAAUAAAAGGCAACCUAAAUUUGAACCGCAAAGUCUUUAUGAAUUUUUAAAAAAUACUGAUCCGGAUGAUAUUUUCGGUGAUUCAAAAAUUAAAAAAAAAGAUUCAAAAGUGGACCUCAUUCAAAAACGUGGAAAGGAUAUCAACAAAUUGAAUUCUGUACUUGAACUUCCGGCUAAACCACCUACUAAUAAACCUAAAUAUAUUCCGUUAAUUCCUCCUGGAACUGAUAUUAGAAGUAUAACUUCUACUACUUCGCAACCUGAAUCUUCUUUGAAUCAUAAUAAAUCUAUGGAUCAAACUUAUUAUAAUAAUAAUGCCGCGAGCAAGAGCACAAGUCAUCUUCAAAAUGGUAAAAAAGCCGCUCCUGUAAAACUAAGACCGAGACCUGAACCAUUAUCUUUAAAUGAUGAUGAUGAUAUAUUUUAUACUGAUGGUCAAAAACGUCCAAGACGACGUCAAACUCAAGAUCUAAUAGAUUUUUUAAAUUCGGAACCACCAUCUGAUAUAUCAACUUCAUCUAUAAACAGCCCUCCAUCCGAAAGUGGUAAAAAAUCGGAAAAGAAAUUCAAGAAAUUCUUCUCUAAAUUGAUGAAACAACCGUCAAAUGAAAGUUUAAAUAACAAAGACUUUGAUCAAAGACCGCUAAAAACUCCAAAUACUCCUAAUAGUUAUGUUUCAACUACGAGUACUUUGGUUAAUAAUAAGUCUCAACCAAAAUAUGUCAAGAUCCAGAUACCACAGAUACCAGAUAAAGAAACUCAAGAACAAAGUAUUUAUGAUCAAGUACAGAUUCAAGGAAGACAUGCUCGUCAUACAUCACGUAAUAGCUUAACAGGUUCUGCUCGUACACAAUCGCCAAAUAAAUCCAUGUUUUCUACUGCUUCUAUGACUGGUACAUUGAGUAGUCCGACUAUUAACGAAAAUAACGAACUUGAAAACUAUUAUGAUGAUGAUGAACAUUCUAAUCAGUUUAUUAACGCUCGACAACAGAAAUCUCAAAUACAGUCAGAACAACAAAAAGAUGUGGUUAAAUCGUUAUCUAAACAGCAGACAACGCCAAUUUCAUCAGAUAAUAAUAACUUACAGUCAAAUAAAACGCAACUUGAACAACAAAAGAAUUUAGUUAAAAAAUCAGAUGAUCAACCUAAACG
Racocetra persica is the source of this 2192-nucleotide messenger RNA. Lineage: Eukaryota; Fungi; Glomeromycota; Glomeromycetes; Diversisporales; Gigasporaceae. The record is from the annotation of a GenBank genome assembly.